Erythranthe guttata (spotted monkey flower) is the source of this 1056-nucleotide messenger RNA. The record is from RefSeq and is a predicted model, not a curated record. Lineage: Eukaryota; Viridiplantae; Streptophyta; Magnoliopsida; Lamiales; Phrymaceae.
AUGGGCAAUUGCCUUGGCACAUUUGUUCAGGUGUAUGAACAUAUCAACAGUAGUAUUAUGACGCAACAUGAUCACAUAAGGGAAUCAUUUGAGAAGAGCAAGAAUACAUACCUCCAUUGUUUCAAGAAACCAAUCUAUAGUGAGCUUCGAGGAGCUGUCUCGCAAUGCGCCCUUGACCAUCUAAAAAUUGAGCUUGAUAAAGCACAAAAGCUGCUUCCAAACAGUGACAUGCUAUGUGAAUGUGCUAUCCGUGCAACACACGAUCUACCAUGUUACCACGAGCUUCGCGAGUUUGUCAAGAAGAAAUCUCAUGUUCCACUUGAAUUAGUAGGCUCCAUUUGGAUGCAUAUGAGUAUGGAGCCGGUUAUUGGUCAAGGAGAGCUUCCUAAUGAUGACGAACUCAUGAAAGGAUGGCACAAACGGUUUGCAUCGGCCGAUGUAGAUGAAAGGAACGAAAUGCUAAACAAGUUCAACGAAAUUGUAUAUCCUCAACGAACAUCUACAAUGGAGCCAUCGGAAAAGGCCACCACUAGAGGUCGACCGGGAAAAAAGUUAAAGGUGGUUGAUAAAUCAACCCGUCGCAACCCAUCGAGGCAUGAGUAUCCACCAUCGACACAUGAUAGUUGUUCUGCUAAGGGUCGAAAAGUCAACGGCAAGGCUUUGUUUCUUGACCAAAUCCAUCCAAUGUUUCAGACGUAUGUAAAAAGUAUAAAGAAUGUCGACUCGGAUGGUCAUUGUGGAUUUCGAGCGGUUGCAUCGAUGAUGGGUUUCGGAGAAAAAAAUUGGAAUUGUGUACGAGGAGACAUGGUUAAUGAGCUAUAUAAGAACGAAGCAAUAUACCUGAAGAUGCACCGUCGUCGUGAAAACAUUUGUGCGUUAGAAACGCGACUGUGUGGUUUGGAAAAAUAUGCUACAAGAGAGUAUUGGAUGUCUUUACCCGAUAUGGGUCAUAUCAUUGCCUCUACGUACAAUAUUGUGCUCGUCUACUUAGCGCCACAACAAUGUCUCACAUUCCUUCCCUUAAACAGUGAACCGCUACCCUCCGAUAAGAUAUGA